GCCGCCCUCUUCAGCAGCGCGCCCAUGGUCGGUGCGUCGACGGCGUUGUACUUCCCAAGUCCUUUCCAUCUCUUUUUCUUGUUCGUUGGCCCUGCGGGGAAUGGGUGCGCAGUGCAUGCACAGGCUGUGCACAGGCCCAUACUUCUUGUUGCUAGGGCCAAAUUGGAUCCGGCCACUUCCUGUCGUACGUACACAUCCUUCGCUCGCUAGAGGAAGGCUCUACGUGGUCGAAAUGUUGCUUCCGCUCUUCAUCCGUGUUUACAUUGUUGAUCAUUUGCUUUCUGUUAGAUGUAGACGGCCAUGGGCCAUGUUCCUCGAGCUGGACCAGGUAACGUCGCGCGGAGCACAUAUCACCUGCUUGCUGCAUUCUUCCUUAGCAGCGAUUAUUUUGUGUCUAGACAGCGGCCGGGUGGCCAAUUUUCCAAUGGUCGGCCACUGGCAACGAGGGCGCUGCUGCCAAAGUGCGAGUAUACUGUCCUUCAUCGCCAUGUCCGGCAUUGACCGUUUCGCGAAGCUGGGCAAGAAAAACUGGUAUCUUGAUAUACGCUGAAUCGACGUUGUCAAAGAGCCACCUCCAGUUCCCCUUGGAGCGUGCUACAGACGAGAGCAUCUUUCAUGCCGUACAAUAUAUGUAGUAAGCACCGUACUCAUUGUAUGAUACCAGUAACCAGAGUAUACACUAUCUUGCCAUCGCCA
Messenger RNA from Rhodofomes roseus, 696 nucleotides. RefSeq lists its product as uncharacterized. The record is from RefSeq and is a predicted model, not a curated record. The transcript has a single exon. NCBI's taxonomy places the organism in Eukaryota, Fungi, Basidiomycota, Agaricomycetes, Polyporales, Fomitopsidaceae. The coding region runs from base 101 to 550 and encodes 149 amino acids.